UUCUGCUACUGCAAUCUUCAAAGUACAAGGAACUCUAUUGCUGCCUUCUUAAAGAAACAAACUUCAAAAAGAUCGAGUAAAAUAAUCCUCGUCGUCGUCAUAUUCCACGUUUUGGUGGCAAAUUAUUUUUCUCCAAAACCAAAAAGUAGGCAUAAUGUCAAGCAAUUGUCAGAUAUGUUCAAAACUUAGUUCAUCGUAUUGCUCCAACUGCAAGAAGGUGGUUUACUGUGGGAAAGAGCACCAGAAGCAGGACAGGAAACGUCAUAAACAGGAAUGUUAUCCCGCAUCAAUUACUACGCACCCAGUCCUAGGAAAUCAUUUGCAAGCUACGAGGGAAAUCAACGCAGGAGAAAAAAUCUUCAAGGAGGAGCCUUUAAUUGUGGGACCCAGGAGCAAUUUUUCUCACUUUCACCAAAUAUGUCUCGGAUGUUGUGACAAAAUCAAGGAAGGAUCUACCUACUCGUGCUCAAAGUGUGGAUGGCCAGUUUGCGAUGCCAACUGUGAACAGAACAUGAGACAUGCAAAGUUCGAGUGUCCAAUAUUUGCUGAUAAGAAUGUUAGUCCAGCAGCUACUCAGGCGGAGUACUUGGGCGUCACGUUCCUCCGAUGCAUCCUCCUCCAAACCUUGGAUCCUUCUCGAUGGGAUGAUUUGCUCAAACUCGAGUCUCAUAUCGAACUUCGUAAUUCUCGACCGGCUUGCGUGGAACAAAGCCAACUUGCCAUCCAUUUCGUAAGGGACAAGUGUAAGAUGACCCAAACUGACCCAAGGCUGAUCGAUCGUGUCUACGGAAUUGUAAUUGUAAAUGGAUAUGGAGAUCUUUCAACAUUCGGAGUGAAAUUGUACAGCAAAUCAGCCAAACUUUCUCACGCCUGCAUCCCUAACACGAGAACUAUUCUGGACUCGAAUGGGAUCGAGAUAGUGGCGACGGUUGCCAUCAAGGCAGGUCAACCGCUAACCCAACUUUACGGUCGCAUAUUCAAAGGGACUCACCCAAGGCAGGAAUUGCUCCAAAACAUUUAUUACUUUUCCUGUAGCUGUACCAGGUGUAAAGAUCCGUCCGAGCUGGGAACAUAUUUUUCUGGGGUCAAAUGUCAUGCAAAGAAGUGUGGGGGCCAUCUGCUUCCUAAAAACCCACUGGAUAUUUCUCCAGCCUCCAAGUGGAAGUGCGAUAGUUGCAACAAUUCUUCCACAUUCGCCCGUUGUGUGGUUCCAGCCUUGGGAGAAAUUAGCCAAGAAGCCGGGACGGAUGAGAAUGAGGGGCUCUACUCCGAGUACGAAUUGUACGAGGUGGGCAAUCCCGAGAUUCCCGUCACCGGAAAUUUGGAGCUCACCACAGCUACCAAGCUGGAUCAUGUACUCAAAAUGCUAACUGUACUCAAAAAACUUGAGACGGGGACCGUACACAGAAAUCAUUAUGCCCUCCUCCCCCUGAAAACUGCGCUAAUCGCUACAAUCCAUUCCUUGCUUGCACUGUCCGUACAUGACGCCAAAAGUUUCUCGUUCCUCCAGACCCUCAAGGACGAGGACAUGGUAAAAUAUUUAUUGGAGGAAUUUCUCCGCUUGGUCAAAGAAAUGUUACAAGUUGUGGAGAUUUUGCUCCCUGGAAUGACUUCAGAAAGAGGAUUACUCCUCUUUUACUUGGCGGAGGGGAUGCGAUUCUCCAUCCACAACACGGCGACAGGUCCCAACCAAUCUCAGUUAGCAAAGUUACAAGAGGAAGCCUCUUGUAACUCAUUUAAGAUCAUGCUUCUCGAUAAUGAGGAUGAUGAUCAUCGGAAACUGGUUGUUAAAUAUUUGGGGCAUCAGAAUGCCCCAAGUUUAUUUGAUAAAUCAAACAAAAGUAGUACUGCUUCGUCAUAAUUAGUAUUAAAUAAAUAUAAGUCUCCAUUAUUUUUAGCAGUUUUCCAAAUAAAAGCAAAGAAAUUAUAAAAUAAAUGCACUCUAGCAAACUAAA
Molecule: messenger RNA, 1955 nt
Organism: Folsomia candida
Lineage: Eukaryota; Metazoa; Arthropoda; Collembola; Entomobryomorpha; Isotomidae
Exons: 5
Coding region: 155-1861 (568 amino acids)
Source: RefSeq, a predicted model, not a curated record